AAGAUCGUCGACGUAUGUAGGACACAUGUAUUUUCGGUAAUGAAACCACCUUCGGUACCAUUUUGCUUAAGGCCGAUGCUUGCAAACUACGAUCUUUCCUUAAUUAAUCCGGUAACGGCGUGACUUUCACUCACGCUAUCCCCCUAUUGCACUAGAUGGAUUUAAAGCGAUUGCCUGAGUAACAAAAGCCGACAGUAGGUUGCGCAAGUCUCAAAUUUUCUGAACAAAAAUAAGAUGCACACGCACGAAAGGGUCCUGACGCGGCCGUCAGUACACAAGAGUCUUCGAAAAUGCACUGUUGGUUUUUUACGUCUCAAGUUUUCAAGAGUUUGCCAGGUAAAGCCUUAGUUGGCAAUUCACGCAACUUCCACUGUAUUAAACCUUUGUUACAGUCUACCAGACAUCGCCCAUUGGUGGAAACAAUAACAACACUCAGGCAAAAUUUGAUAAAAAGUUUGGGACGAGAUAGUGUUUCCGAUACAGAAGCGAUACGCAAACAGCACAGUCGAGACGAAGGUGUUGAAAGGCACAACCAUCUUGCUGAUUUGGUUGUUUGGCCUAAAAGUACAGAAGAAUGCUCAAUUAUUGCCUCCCUCUGCUCUGAAAAAAAAGUUCCAAUGAUCCCUUUUGGCACGGGAACUGGCCUGGAAUCGGGUGUCUGUGCCGCUUAUGGAGGUGUAAGCGUCGACAUGAGUAAAAUGGAUCAGAUUGUUAAUUUUAAUCCAGAAGAUUUCGAUGUAACUGUUCAACCUGGAGUUACAAGGAAAGGACUAAAUCAUUUCCUUAAAGACCAUGGACUUUGGUUCCCUGUUGAUCCUGGCGCUGAUGCAUCGUUGUGCGGCAUGACUGCUACAAGUGCAUCAGGCACCAACGCUGUCCGUUACGGCACUAUGCGGGAAAAUGUACUAAAUGUUGAGGUUGUUUUAGCCGAUGGUCGUGUCCUUCAUACCGCAGGAGAGAAUCGCCGAUCUAAAAAAUCCUCUGCCGGACUCAAUUUGACGAACUUGUUUGUUGGAUCAGAAGGUAGCCUUGGAUUUAUUACAAAAGCCACCCUGAAGAUUUAUGGCAUACCAGAAAUGAUGCUUUCAGCCGUAUGUGCAUUUACCACUAUUAAGGCUGCCGUGGAUACCUGUGUCCAAAUAUUGCAAUCCAAUAUUCCUAUUGCACGCAUAGAACUUAUGGAUGAUGUGGCGAUGGACAUGUGCAAUAACCAUAACAAGUUGGACUAUAAAGUGGCACCGACCCUAUUUCUGGAAUUUCAUGGUUCAGAAGACUCUGUCAAAUCUCAAGCAAAAUUUGCGGGUGAAAUUGCUGAUUAUAAUGGAGGUUCAGAGUUUCGCUGGGCAUAUGAAUCCGAGGAGCGUAAUCGGCUCUGGAAAGCUCGGCACGAUAUCUAUUGGACAACUCUUCAGUCCAAUCCCGGGUGUCGUGCCAUUAUUACAGAUGUUUGCGUGCCCAUUACUCGAUUACCAGACCUCAUCACACAGACGAAAGCUGACAUUCAGGAAUCGGGAAUCAUUGGGCCAUGUCUUGGACAUGUUGGGGAUGGCAACUUCCAUACUUUCCUGGUUUUUAAUCCAAACAAACCAGAGGAAUUUAAAAAGGCUGAGACGCUAGCUGCGCGUAUGACAAAGAGAGCCUUAGACUUGAAUGGCACAUGCACUGGAGAACACGGAAUUGGAAUUGGAAAAAUGAACUACCUAGAAAAGGAAAUGGGGCCGGUAGGAAUAGAAAUGAUGAAAUCAAUUAAAAAGACUCUUGAUCCGCAUUGGCUCAUGAACCCCGGCAAGAUUUUCCUUUCGGAGUAUUGAACUGCAUUGUAAAGAAUAUGUUAGCUUGAUUUAUUCUGUAUAUCGUGUUAGGUGGGUGGAUAAGAGUAUCGUAUUCGAAAAAAAUAUUGUGAUUAAGCUCGUUACCUGAAACCGCAUAGUACGUAGCAGUAGUGAGAUGAAGGUUUCGUUUGUUUGGGAUUUCUUUUUUCUUCCCGCCUUGCAAUAAUACUUGCAGUUGCCUACAGAAUUUGGGGAAGCUCCUUUAGCACCUAUGAUUAACGUGAACGUUAGAAGGAAUUAUGCUGUCGCGUUGUGUAUUACAAUAAAGACAUGACAAAACGAAAAA
Daphnia magna is the source of this 2118-nucleotide messenger RNA. Its product is annotated as probable D-lactate dehydrogenase, mitochondrial. NCBI's taxonomy places the organism in Eukaryota, Metazoa, Arthropoda, Branchiopoda, Diplostraca, Daphniidae. Gene Ontology annotation, molecular function: D-lactate dehydrogenase (cytochrome) activity; D-lactate dehydrogenase (NAD+) activity; FAD binding. The record is from RefSeq and is a predicted model, not a curated record. Gene Ontology annotation, cellular component: mitochondrion. Gene Ontology annotation, biological process: lactate catabolic process.